Olea europaea var. sylvestris is the source of this 645-nucleotide messenger RNA. RefSeq lists its product as uncharacterized. The record is from RefSeq and is a predicted model, not a curated record. The coding region runs from base 1 to 645 and encodes 214 amino acids. Lineage: Eukaryota; Viridiplantae; Streptophyta; Magnoliopsida; Lamiales; Oleaceae. The transcript is spliced from 5 exons.
AUGGAAAAUUGUAUUGUUUCUUCAUUGAAUAAGCCUAAUAUACCCAAAUGGAAUGGCGUUUUAGAGAGAAGAAACGCGACAUUUUUAGAUAAGACUUUCCUGAAAUUUUGGAAUGGAUUCAAGUCCUUCUUACAUCUCAACCAAGAUUUUAGGGGUCCAGCACAUGUGCUGAAAGAGAGGGCAAAAAAGUUGGAGACUAGGUUAGAGAUGUAUAUGAAGGUUUUUAUUAGCACAAAUACAAUCUCCCUAGAGGAUAAGUAUAUUAAUGAUCAUCAGUCCAAGAAUAAGGGUCAGUCGGCGAAUACUUUUGAAGAGAUUGAGUACAUGAGUAGGAUGCCUUAUGCGUUGGUAAUAGGUAGUCUUGUGUAUGCUAUGCUGUGUAAUAGCCUUGACAUUUGUCAUUCUAUUGGUGUGAGUGAUGAAGACUAUUACAUGUCUAUAUCGGUAUUGUUGUUUACACUUGAUGGUGGGGCCAUUAUUUGGAGAAAUAUCAAGCAAUCAUGCAUUGCUGAUACAACCAUUGAUGCCAAGUAUGUGGUAGCUUAUGAAGUACCAAAUUGGCCAUACGACUUAGAAAAUUCUUUCGGACGUUGGGGUGGUGCCUGUAUCUGCACAUCCCUUUACACUGUAUUGGGAUUACAAUAG